AUGGGGGAGGGGUCUCUCCGGCUGAUCGUUGCGGCGGCACUGCUGGCUGCCGGGGGGGGUGAGCCUGCAUGGAGCGGCGUGCCGGCCCUGUUCGUCUUCGGGGACUCUCUCGUCGACGUGGGGAACAACAACUUCCUCCCUCUGAGCUUGGCCAAGGCUAACUUCCCUCCCAAUGGCGUAGACUUCCCUGGUGGAAGGCCCACGGGAAGGUUCAGCAACGGCUACAACGUCGCUGACUAUCUGGGUAACCGCGGCAAACAGAGAAGAGAGAUAGAGAGAGAAGAGAGAGAGAUCGCCUCUCACUGACUCCAAACUUCUUGCAUGUCUCAGGAAAACUUUACGGCUUCAGAAGGAGCCCUCCGCCGUUCCUCUCCCUCAACGAACCCGAGAUAAGGCAGCACGUCUGGGGAGGGAUAAGCUACGCGUCAGCCGGUUCAGGAAUCCUCAACUCCACCGGAAGCACCCAAGUAAGAGAACCCACCUACACCGCGCUGCUUAGACUUCCAUUCCUUCUGUCACUAACCUCCGAUAAUUCCCGCAGGGAGAGGUCAUCUCCAUGGAAGCUCAGCUUCACUACUUCAGGACAUCUCUCAAGAGCUUCAGAGCGGCAGAGUGCUCGAUAAAUCUGCGUCUUCUUCUCUCUAAGGCCGUCUUCCUCCUCUGCACGGGGAGCAACGACAUCUUCGCAUUCUAUAACUCCAACUCCUCCCAGAUCCAUCUCUCCAAGGCUGAGUUCAUCACCACUCUGACCUCCAACUAUGAGAAGCACAUUCAGGCCAGCCCUCUCUCUCCCUCUCUCUCCCUCUUCUCUCCUCCUGCUGGAUCUGACAGAGUCGGUCUCUCCUGCUGGGCAGAGGCUUUACAGGCUCGGCGCGAGGAGGUUCGGCAUGGUUGGGCUGGGCCUUGUCGGCUGCUGCCCCUCCAUGAGGAGCCGAACUCCUUCAGGCGGCUGCAUGGCCGAGUUGAACGAUCUCGCCCGCCAGUUCAACCUGGCGCUGCGCAGGGUCCUCAAGAGUCUCUCCGGGAAGCUCAAGGGAAUGAAGUACUCUUUCGGAGACGGGCAGAAGCUCGGCAAUAUGAUCGCCGACGACCCAUCUUCCUUCGGUGAGAUCACAGAUAAGAGUCAUGAUAUAAGAACAGAAGUGGAAGAUGACCAUCGCUUUCUUCUAGGGUUCAAGGACGCCAUGAAAGCUUGCUGCGGCGGAGGGAGGCUCAACGGAGAGCGGCCAUGCAAUGGGAACGCCACCGUGUGCGGCGACGCGAAGGAGUUCUACUUCUGGGACUGGUACCACCCCACGGCGGUCGCCGCCAGUUUGAGCGCUCAGGUGCUCUACGACGGCCCGCCGGAGCUGGUCUUUCCCGUCAACUUCCGGCAGCUCGCCGUCUGA
Molecule: messenger RNA, 1388 nt
Organism: Spirodela intermedia
Lineage: Eukaryota; Viridiplantae; Streptophyta; Magnoliopsida; Alismatales; Araceae
Source: the annotation of a GenBank genome assembly